AUGUCCACGCUGCGAGGAGGUGAGGAGAGAACACGCUGUCUGUCCACCAAGAGAGAGAAGGCCUAGAAGACAGGUGAGUAAGACAUCCAGGCCCUGAGGGUCUCUCCCUGGAUAGUUUGGGCCCUAACCUAACUCUGGGCAUACGCCAUGGAGAGAUUGGAAUGUGUCUCUCCUAAGCUGCUCAGGUACUUCGUAAAUCAUUUUACUAAAAGCUAUAGCGCUAUCUGUUAGGGAGUAAGGGAGUUUUCUAUUGGCAUAUCUGGGGAAUCUCCUGAAAAAUAGGAAUAUUGUGUUUACUGUAUGAGCUAUCGUGUUUUCAAUAAGCACAUUCUGAAAAUGUAUCAUGCUUUGUUUUUACAGCCAACCUUCCUCCACAGAUUUCUGUGACCGGACAGUAAGGGGAUCUCAUCAGGACGUGGAGCCAUGCUGCUGAGAAUGUCGCCCCGAGCGGCAGCACUACUCAUGCUGUGUGUUCAGCAACUGCAUGCCUCCGCGCUGCUUGCUGUAUCCUCCUACGAGUUCACUGCCUAUAGGAUGCAGCAGUACGCCGUACAGCAGGAAAAACAUGGUAGGGUCACUUGGCCAGACUUACGAAGUACACUGGCUUGCGACAGUAUUCACCCCCUUGGCAUUUUUCCUAUUUUGUUGCCUUACAACCUGUAAUUAAAAUGGAUUUUUGGGGGGGUUUGUAUCAUUUGAUUUACACAACAUGCUUACCACUUUGAAGAUGCAAAAUAUUUUUUGCUGAUAAACAAACAAGAAAUAAGACAAAAAAACAGAACUUGAGCAUGCAUAACAAGGUCGCUGGUUCUAAUCCCCGAGCCGACUAGGUAAAAAAUCUGUCGGUGCCCUUGAGCAAGGCACUUAACCCUAAUUGCUCCUGUAAGUCGCUCUGGAUAAGAGCGUCUGCUAAAUGACUAAAAUGUAAAUGUAUUCACCCCCCCCCCCCCCCCCCCCCAAAGUCAAUACUUUGUAGAGCCACCUUUUGCAGCAAUUACAGCUGCAAGUCUCUUUGGGUAUGUCUCUAUAAGCUUGGCACAUCUAGCCACUGGGAUUUUUGCCCAUUCUUCAAGGCAAAACUGCUCCAGCUCCUUCAAGUUGGAUGGGUUCCGCUGGUGUACAGCAAUCUUUAAGUCAUACCACAGAUUCUCAAUUGGAUUGAGGUCUGGGCUUUGACUAGGCCAUUCCAAGACAUUUAAAUGUUUCCCCUUAAACCACUCAAGUGUUGCUUUAGCAGUAUGCUUAGGGUCAUUGUCUUGCUGGAAGGUGAACCUCCGUCCCAGUCUCAAAUCUCUGGAAGACUGAAACAGGUUUCCCUCAAGAAUUUCCCUGUAUUUAGCUCCAUCCAUCAUUCCUUCAAUUCUGACGAGUUUCCCAGUCCCUGCCACAGCAUGAUGCUGCCACCACCAUGCUUCACUGUAGGGAUGGUGAUGAGAGGUGUUGGGUUUGCGCCAGACAUAGUGUUUUCCUUGAUGGCCAAAAAGCUCAAUUUUAGUCUCAUCUGACCAGAGUACCUUCUUCCAUAUGUUUGGGGAGUCUUCAACAUGCCUUUUGGCGAACACCAAACGUGUUUGCUUAUUUUUUUCUUUAAGCAAUGGUUUUUUUCUGGCCACUCUUCCGUAAAGCCCAUCUCUGUGGAGUGUUCGGCUUAAAGUGGUCCUAUGGACAGAUACUCCAAUCUCAGCUGUGGAGCUUUGCAGCUCCUUCAGGGUUAUCUUUGGUGUCUUUGUUGCCUCUCUGAUUAAUGCCCUCCUUGCCUGGUCUGUGAGUUUUGGUGGGCGGCCCUCUCUUGCCAGGUUUGUUUUGGUGCUAUAUUCUUUCCAUUUUUUUAUAAUGGAUUUAAAGGUGCUUCGUGGGAUGUUCAAAGUUUCGGAUAUUUUCUAUAACCCAACCCUGAUCUGUACUUCUCCACAACUUUGUCCCUGACCUGUUUGGAGAGCUCCUUGGUCUUCAUGGUGUCGCUUGCUUGGUGGUGCCCCUUGCUUAGUGGUGUUGUAGACUCUGGGGCCUUUCAGAACAGGUGUGUAUAUAUACUGAGAUCAUGUGACUGUAAGUCGCUCUGGAUAAGAGCGUCUGCUAAAUGACUAAAAUGUAAAUGUAAAUGUGACAGAUCAUGUGACACUUAGAUUGCACACAGGUGGACUUUAUUUAACUAAUUAUGUGACUUCUGAAGGGAAUUGGUUGCACCAGAUCUUAUUUAGGGGCUUCAUCGCAAAGGGGGUGAAUACAUAUGCACGCACCACUUUAACGUUAUUUAUUUUUCUAAUUUUUUGAAACAAGUUAUAUUUUUCAUUUCACUUCACCAAUUUGGACUAUUUUGUGUAUGUCAGUUACAUGAAAUCCAAAUAAAAAUCCAUUUGAAUUACAGGUUGUAAUGCAACAAAAUAGGAAAAAUGCCAAGCGGGAUGAAUACUUUUGCAAGGCACUGUAUCUGCAUCAGAGGAAAGUAUACACCUGUUAUUUUAUAAUACAUUUUUAUUAUAGUGCAGCUCUGUAGAGCAGCCUUCUUUGGAUGUACAAAUCAAAUCAGAUUGUAUUUGUCACAUGCGCCGAAUACAACAGGUGUAGACCUUACAGUGAAAUGCUUACUUACAAGCCCUUAACCAACAAUGCAGUUUUAAGAAAAAUAAGUGUUAAGUAAACAAUAGAUAAAGAAAAAAUAAAAGCAGUAAAAUAACAUUAAAAAUAACAGUAGUGAGGCUACGUACAUGGCGUACCGAUACAGAGUCAAUGUGCAGGGGCACCGGUUAGUCGAGGUAAUUGAGGUAAUAUGUAGAUGUAGGCAUAGUUAAAGUGACUAUGCAUAGAUAAUAAACAGAGUAGCAGCACUGUAAAAAGGGGGGGGGGGGGGGGGGGACAAUGAAAAUAGUCCGGGUAGCCAUUUGAUUAGCUGUUCAGGAGUCUUAUGACUUGAGGGUAGAAGCUGUUAAGAAGCCUUUUGGACCUAGACUUGGCCCUCCGGUACCGCUUGCUGUGCGGUAGCAGAGAGAACAGUCUAUGACUAGGGUGGCUGGAGUCUUUGACAAUUUUUGGGGCCUUCCUCUGACACCGCCUGGUAUAGAGGUCCUGGAUGGCAGGAAGCUUGGCCCCAGUGAUGUACUGGGCCGUACGCAUGACCCUCUGUACAGUAGUCCUAAAGAAGAUACUUGUGCACUGUUUUCCUCUUUUAGUAUUUGUCUUUUCUGUGAUUGAGACAGGAAAGACGGAAAGUAAAGUUUGGAACUGUGUUUUGACCUGUGACCUCUGUGUUGGGCUGUGGAGGUUGUCGCGGUGCCAUAGUGCAGGCGGAGGCCCGCUCAGCAGACGAACCAGUGUUAACACGACGCUGUGUCAUCAUGAAGCUGCCGGACUUCACCGUGGAGCGAUACCUGGAGGCGCUGAGGCAGAGCGCUGCCGCUGUACUCCUCCUGCUCCCCAGAAACAUGUCCGCUGUCCCCCAGGAAAUCAUACAGGUAUCUUAGACCUUUAAUCAGGGUUAGCGGCCCAUUCUGUUGUAAUAUCAAUCACUUGGGAGUAUACGACAAUCUGCAGGUUUAUGACAAUGCCUGUUUUCUCUACCCGGCACCUUCGAGUUCUUCUGGAUGUGUGGCACAUUACACCAAUAUAAUGUUAACCCUUUGCUUCCAUACAGAGCUUCAUGGUGAGUGAGAGUGAAGCGCUGCUAAAGGAUACCAUCAUGCCUGUGUACGUGACCCCGGAGGACGAGCAGCUCCUUUAUAUGUACGAAGAGGUCAAGCACGCAGCAGCCUCCCGCACCUCCUCUAUACUGGUCCGAGGUGAGAGGAGGAGGCGGGAUGGGAGGAAGAGGGUCUGGAGAGUAGGAAGGUUGAGAGGGGGAUGAGGAAAGGAGGUAGACUGUGAGGGAAGAGAGGAGGAGAGGAUACAGCGCAAUUUAAAAUGAGAUUUUAAUAAUAAAUGUAAUAGGUUCAGCAUCUUUCAUACAAUACAACUUGAACUUCUCUCUCCCUCUCUCUUUUACUCUCUGUCUCUUUCAGUGUUCCGUAGUAUGGUCACAGCCACCGUAUUUCAGAUUCUAGUGAGCAACACCAACCCCAUCAAGCCCAUCACUGACAACACAAUCAUUACUCUGGAGGUGAGUCUCUCCGACCCUGUCUAUGACCAAGGGCAUCAGCUAAUUCUUAUGGCAUAUGAACCAUGCAAUUUGGUUUCAAAAUGAUAAUUGGAUGUGAAAUACUGUAUUAGUCCUACUGGUCCCAACAUAGCCAUGUCAGACUUGUGUACAGAUUGUGAUUGGUCACUGUGCGUUCAGGGUGUACUUCCUGGUGCUGGAGAGGAUGUGCCCACUAUCGUUAUCACGGCCCACUAUGACUCCUACGGCCUUACUCCAGUAAGUCAACUGCACGCUGCGUAUACACUAGUGAAAUAAACAUUUAUUCACAAAUACUGAGUUUCAAUCAAGAAUAUGUGUGUGUGUAAAACAGUGGCUGUCGUAUGGAGCAGACUCAAAUGGUAGUGGAGUCACCAUCUUGCUUGAGCUGGUCCGUCUCUUCCAGAAACUUUACAGCAAACCCCACAGCCAGCCUCCGUGAGUUACACACACUAUCUUUUAGUUAUUUACAGGUCAUUAAUUAGUUAUUAUUGUAGCUCAGUUGGUAGAAUACGUCAAACGUAUGCACGCAUGACUUUAAGUCGCUUUGGAAAAAGUGUCUGCUAAAUGGCAUAUAUUAUUACUAUUUAUAUUAUAUAUGAUCACUAUUCAUAGAUCAUAUAAAAAGUAUUAAUCACAUAUAUUACAUUUCUAUUACAUUUCAAAUAUCAUACAAUUUGAGUAAUAGGCCUUAGGACCUUAUCCAAUCAAAACUGCAAAUCAGGUUUUCAGGGAAUGUUUGGGCUUUUGAAAUGACACUUGUGUUCUUUGUGUUUUAGAUACCAUCUUCUUUUCUCCCUGACUGGCGGUGGGAAGUAUAACUUCCUGGGUACCAAGAGGUUUAUAGAGGAGAAUAUGGAUCAUGCCGGUGAGUUGCUGUUUCACUUGAUCGUCUUUCAGAUAUGGAGUCAAGACCAUAACUUUCGAGAUCUAGACCAAGACCAACCAUCUCAAGUCAGAAACAUAAAGCAUCUACACCCUAAAAACUCUAGCCACUGCAUGUACAGUCGUGGUCAAACGUUUUGAGAAUGACACAAAUAUUAAUUUUCACAAAGUCUGCUGCCUCAGUUUUUAUGAUGGCAAUUUGCAUAUACUCCAGAAUGUUAUGAAGAGUGAUCAGAUGAAUUGCAAUUAAUUACAAAGUCUCUCUUUGCCAUGAAAAUGAACUUAAUCCCCCAAAAACAUUUCCACUGCAUUUCAGCCCUGCCACAAAAGGACCAGCUGCCAUCAUGUCAGUGAUUCUCUCGUUAACACAGGUGAGAGUGUUGACGAGGACAAGACUGGAGAUCACUCUGUCAUGCUGAUUGAGUUAGAAUAACAGACUGGAAGCUUUAAAAGGAGGGUGGUGCUUGAAAUCAUUGUUCUUCCUCUGUUAACCAUGGUUACCUGCAAGGAAACACGUGCCAUCAUCAUUGCUUUGCACAAAAAGGGCUUCACAGGCAAGGAUAUUGCUGCUAGUAAGAUUGCACCUAAAUCAACCAUUUAUCGGAUCAUCGAGAACUUCAAGGAGAGAGGUUCAAUUGUUGUGAAAAAGGUGUCAGGGCGCACAAGAAAGUCCAGCAAGCGCCAGGACUGUCUCCUAAAGUUGAUUCAGCUGCGGGAUUGGGGCACCACCAGUGCAGAGCUUGCUCAGGAAUGGCAGCAGGCAGGUGUUAGUGCAUCUGCACGCACAGUGAGGCGAAGACUUUUGGAGGGUGGCCUGGUGUCAAGAAGGGCAGCAAAGAAGGAAAAACAUCCAGGAAAAACAUCAGGGACAGACUGAUAUUCUGCAAAAGGUACAGGGAUUAGACUGCUGAGGACUGGGGUAAAGUCAUUUUCUCUGAUGAAUCCCCUUUCCGAUUGUUUGGGGCAUCCGGAAAACACCUUGUCCGGAGAAGACAAGGUGAGCGCUACCAUCAGUCCUGUGUCAUGCCAACAGUAAAGCAUCCUGAGACCAUUCAUGUGUGGGGGUGCUUCUCAGCCAAGGGAGUGGGCUCACUCACAAUUUUGCCUAAGAACACAGCCAUGAAUAAAGAAUGGUACCAACACAUCCUCUGAGAACAACUUCUCCCAACCAUCCAAUAACUGUUUGGUGACGACCAAUGCCUUUUCCAGCAUGAUGGAGCACCUUGCCAUAAGGCAAACGUGAUAACUAAGUGGCUUGGGGAACAAAACAUUGAAAUGUUGGGUCCAUGGCCAGGAAACUCCCCAGACCUUAAUCCCAUUGAGAACUUGUGGUCGAUCCUCAAGAAGUGGGUGGACAAACAAAAAUCCACAAAUUCUGACAAACUCCAAGCAUUGAUUAUGCAAGAAUGGGCUGCCAUCAGUCAGGAUGUGGCCCAGAAGUUAAUUGACAGCAUGCCAGGGCGGAUUGCAGAGGUCUUGAAAAAGAAGGGUCAACACUGCAAAUAUUGACUCUUUGCAUAAACUUAAUGUAAUUGUCAAUAAAAGCAUUUGACACUUAUGGAAUGCUUGUAAUUAUACUUCAGUAUACCAUAGUAACAUCUGACAAAAAUAUCUCAUAACACUGAAGCAGCGAACUUUGUGAAGACCAAUACUUGUGUCAUUCUCAAAACGUUUGACCACGACUGUACACCCAGCUUCUACAGUAGGGAGGAAGGCCCCUUAACAUGUCGUCAUACCUACUUUACCACAUACUUGUAUUUUCAUCAGCUGCUUAGUGGGUGAACCAUGGAUGGGAGGGCACUGCUACAACAGCCCUGUAGUCCAGUUGAUUGUAGCCUUGCUUUAUGUCUCCCUCAAGUUGAUUCUAUCCUUGUGGUCCGUCUCCCUCCAGAGACCAGCCUUCUCCAUGACAAUGUGGCGUUUGUCCUGUGUCUGGACACACUGGCCAAUGGGGACGACAUGUUCCUACAUGUGUCCCGCCCCCCCAAACCUGGCACCCCUCAACACGCCUUCGUUCAACAGCUGGAGCAGGUAACUCCUCCUACCAGCAGAUACUGUAGGAAGUGGGGAGGUGCUUGAAGGCCCAAUGUCACUUGUAUGAACUAAACGUAUAUGCAUCCCACCACCUUCCAUCGUAGGUAGUUUCUUCCCGGUUCCCUUGGGUGAGGCUUGGGAUGGUCCACAAGAAGAUCAACCUGGGGGAGUCCACUGUGGCCUGGGAGCACGAGCGCUAUGCCAUGCGCAGGAUACCAGGCUUCACGCUGUCUCACCUGGAGGACCCCAAAGCUGAACUCAGAGGCUCCAUCCUGGACACUGUGUGAGUGGCACUGCUCUGUUUUAAUUUUAGGGUGGCAUGACAACAGUAUAUUAAAUGCAUAUAUAUUACUAUGGCUACAGAGUCUGAAAAAGGUCCUCGAUGAGUCCAUAAUGAGGCUGCUAUCCUCCCAACAGGUUGCAUGUGGACUUGAGGAAGAUGAAGCGCAAUACACUCGUUAUUGCAGAAUCGCUGGCUCGGUUUAUGUAUAAUCUCUCUGACAAGGUAUAAAACAUGUGUACAAACACACACACACACACACACAUACACACACUAGAAUACUUUAUUUGAAUCAUUUUGGAUUGUAUGUUUUCUUGCAUAACUCAUCUCUAUUUGUUUUCCAAUAGGGUUCCCCAAAAGACAUACAGGUCUUCAAGGGCCAAAUGGUAAGAUUACAUUUUUUACCAGAAUCAGGAAAGGCAACUAUAGUCAUAAAGGGAACAAUUCUGUCCUCCAGUUUAGGACACACUGUUGCAUCAGUUCCAAGCAGAGUUAUCAGAAAUUGACUGUACUGUGCACAGUGAAAACAUAAUGUGAACAUAAUCAGUGCAAACAUAAUGCAAGGGGAAUCGUUAAUUUAACCUUCUUAAGGAAACACUUGAUUGCCACUUGUUGUGUUUUACGAUUCCAUCUUUGAGUGCCUUCAUAAAGUAUUCAUACCCCUUUACUUAUUCCAUAUUUUGUUAUGUUAUAGCCUGAAUUCAAAAUGGAUUAAAUCGAUUUUUUCUCUCACACAUCUACACACAAUGCCCCAUAGUAUUUUUUGAUAUUUUUGGCAAAUUUAUUGAAAAUGAAAUACAGAAAUAUCUACUUUACAUAAGAAUUCACACCCAUGAGUCAAUACACCUUUGGCAGCAAUUACAGCUUUGAGUCAUCUUGGGUAUGUCUGUAUCAGCUUUAUACAUCUGUAUUUAGGGAUUUGUCUACCAUUCUUCCUUGCAGAUUUUCUCAAGCUCUGUUAAGUUAGAUGGGGUGCCCCAGUCUAAGGUCGUUUGAUGAGAACCUACUCUGAAGCAGGUUCUCAUCAAGGAUUUGCCUGUAUUUGGCGCCAUUCAUUGUUCUCUCUAUCCUUACCAGUCUCCCAGUCCCUGCCGCUGAAAAAAAUCCUGAUAGCAUGAUCCUGCCACCACCAUCUUUCACAGUAGGGAUGGUGUUAGACGGGUGAUGAGCUGUGCCUGGUUUUCUCCAGACAUAGCACUUUGCAUUCAGGCCAAAGAGUUACAUUUGUUUCAUCAGACCACAGGAUAUUUUGCCUUAUGAUCUCAGUCUUUUACAUGCUUCUACCAAGGUCCUUCUUGCUCAGUUUGGUCGGACAGCCAUUCCAGGUUAAGCUGGUUGAGAGAAUGGCAAAAGUGUGCAAAACUGUCAUCAAGGCAAAGGGUGGCUAUUUAAAGAAUCUCAAAUAUAAAAUCUAUUUUGAUUUGUUGAACACUUUUUUGGUUACUACAAGAUUCCAUAUGUGUUAUUUCAUAGUUUUGAUAUUUUCACUAUUAUUCUACAAUGUAAAAAAUAGUAAAAAUAAAUAAAACCCUUCAAUGAGUAGGUGUGUCCAAACUUUUGACUGAUAUAUAAAUUAAAAAUGUAUUUAUUUAAUUUCCAAUAAAAUUUUUCCCUUUGUCAUUAUGGGGUAUUGUGUGGUGAUGGGUGAAGAAAAAACGUAGAUUUAAUCCAUUUUGAAUUCAGGCUGUAAUACAACAAAAUGUGAAAUGAGUCAAGGGGUAUGAAUGCUUUCUGAAGGCACUGUACCUCUAACCUAAACUUGUACAGUGAAGUUACUGUAUGCAUCCUCAAUUGUCCGUCUCAAUCUCUGGUAUAGGAGUUUCAGGACAGUCGUAUGUCUAGCAUGAUGUCCUUCCUGACGUCACUCCCACGGGCAACACAGCUGGACAAGGAUCCCAAACACGCCAUACUGGUGAACACUCUGGAGCAUGAGCUGAGGCACUACCUGCACCAGGUCCACAGACACACCUUCCGCCAAGACAAGAGGUACAAGACAGACAGAUGCACCCACACAGUCAUAAACAACACGUCCUCCUUCCUUUCAUUCCUUGCAUUCCUUGCAAUUAUGAUUGUUAAGAGUGAAUUGGUAAUGUUUUGUUUCUCUUUCAGGGAUCCUGAACUUACCUUUUUUGACCAAAUGGAGCAACCAAUGAUGAUGUAUAGGUAUAAGGACAAAAUGUAUUUUUUUAUAUAAUGCAAAACAGUCACAUUUUAGGUGCUAGUCCAAUGAGGAAAACUGAGUAUCCAAAACACCCACACUUCCAAAUCCAACGACUAACCUUGAUUCAAAUACAUAUUUUUAUUAUACCGAAUAGUGUAUACAAAUUGAACAAACAACGCAUUUCAUAGUUUGGGUUUGUGAGGUUUGUUUCCAUGUUUUGAUUAUGUUUGGUAAUUGUUAACUGGAUUUCGUUCCAUAUAUGUUUUAUCACCAGGAUAAAGCCAGCAGCCUUUGACCUCUUCCUUGGGGGCUGUAUAGCUGCUUACCUGGGGAUAGUCUACUAUGCCAUCGAGGUUGGUAGACAUUCACAGUUCACCUUGGUAUACAUAGAGACUGCUCAUUUGCCAACAAACCCUGUCACUGGAUCCAAAAGAGUGCAUUUUCCCAACGGGAUAUGAAGCAUAUUAUUUGAUUGUGAGAUUAUGCAAUAUUAAUUAUGCAAUAGUGCCAUGUUCUGAAAUUGUUGCUCAAGGAUCACUGACUGUGUGCUCAUUUAUCUACUUUCAUUUUUAAGAAUUGUGGAUAUCUCUACACCAAACUGAAAGCAGCUGUGAAGUCCAAACAGAAGUAAGGUUGUGACCAGUGCUUCGAAGACCUGGAAGACAACAGAGUUGUGGUUUUUAGGCCCAAUGGAAAAUAUUUUUGUGAGAGAACUGACACUGACUGCAUAGGGAAUUGUGUAGGCCAUACAUUGCAUUUCUAUUUGAAACCAUCUCAACUGAACAAGCCCAUGGGGCAUUGGCGAAAAUUGUAUUUAAAAAUAAUUUGUAGUCCAUGUUAAUGGUGACAAAAACAAAUGUUGCAUUUUAUUACUUUUACGAUUUUUGUAAUAAAC
This is a messenger RNA of Coregonus sp. 'balchen', 10363 nucleotides long. The record is from the annotation of a GenBank genome assembly. Lineage: Eukaryota; Metazoa; Chordata; Actinopteri; Salmoniformes; Salmonidae.